Molecule: messenger RNA, 1038 nt
Organism: Dicentrarchus labrax (European seabass)
Lineage: Eukaryota; Metazoa; Chordata; Actinopteri; Moronidae
Product: radial spoke head 14 homolog
Exons: 3
Coding region: 157-636 (159 amino acids)
Source: RefSeq, a predicted model, not a curated record
CGGAAGAACUUCCCAAACACAGGUGAUUCUGUAGGUUAGAACCCGGAAGUGGCGUCCCGACUGCGGUUACUAGGCAACCUUGUUGUUGUUGUUGCAGCUGUUAACGGAUCGGACCGGCCCGGUAGAAGUUCGUGAUUAAGAAAGCUGUUUAUAUUGAUGAAGUACCGGAUGGCCGGCGGCGGUGUGAUGGACCCAAGCCGGGCUCCGGUGGCCUUCGGCCGGCGGGCGGUUCCGCAGCUGUUCGAGGAGCUGCAGCAGCCGGAGGAGGAGCGCAGACAGCGGGCUCUCAACUCUCUGUGCGACCUGAUGCACGACCCGGAGCGGAUCUACCAGACCGUUAACGGCGGUUUUCUGGAGCAGUUGAAGGUUUUGUUGAAAGACGACGAUUCAACAGUCAGAAAGAAAACCUGCAAACUGCUUCACAUACUGACUGCUCACAGCAUCGGCAGACAGGCCCUGCUCUCCUCCUCCCUCCUCCCUCCUCUCUCUCAGCUGUUGGAUGACUCCUCGUCCUCCUGCAGGAGGAACGUCCACCGAGUGCUGAACCGCCUCAGUCUGCUGCCUGCAGGUUCUCAUCCCGUCUCAUUCUGCACUCUUUGUUCGGUUCAUAAAUCAGAAUCAGAAAUACUUUAUUGAUCCCUGUUUGUUACACAUGAUAAAGAAUAUAAAUAAUAAUACUUAUAUUACAAUAAAAUAAACUCAAACUCUCCUCGUUCCACAAAAAGAGGAAAAACAGACGAGUAAAUUAUAUUUGAAGCAUUAUUUCUAUAAUUACUAAAUCUAUCAGUGGCACACAGGUAAAUAAAAAACAAGAAACACAUCACAAUAAAAUGUCGAUAGUAAUAAUUAUGAAUCAUUUUUAAUGAUCAUUAAUAAAGAGCAGCUGACUAAAAGUUUAACUAUUAAAUUUGUUCUUGAAAUGAAAUGAAAUAUGUAAAUGUAAGCUGGAUGAAGCAGAUUUUAUAUUCAGUUUCAGUGCGAUUGUUAACGGCUGUAAACUGUAAACUGCAGUAACCAGUCUGAUCCCUGCAGGUUCCA